AUGUCUGACCUACUAACUACCUCGCUCCCUGUUGAAUUGGCGCAAGGUGGAGCUAUCCCAACACCAUCAAACGCCGCUACCCCUCCAACGUCGAAACCCGAUUGCAACCCCUCAGCUCCAGCCACACAACCCAAGCCCGACACUACUCCUGCGCCUCCCUCGUCUAAUCCUUCUCCAGCCCCCGCCCCAACCCCAGUAGUCGCUCCAGGGCCAGUGCCACCAGUCGUGCGCAAGAUGCCCGAUUUCCCUCCUUGGGUUGACAACUCCAAGAUGACCCUGACGCCAUGGAAGAAGGAUUCACUGACAAUCUUGCUAAUCGGAGAGACUGGCGUCGGCAAGACUGCGUUCAUGGAUCUUCUUGCCAACGUCUGUGCCGGACGCGUGAUGGAGGACUUCAAAGUUGAGCAUAAGAAGGACAACGAAGCUGGGGGUAACGGAUCUGGAAGUCAAACUAACAAGCCGAAGCUUUAUCACAUUAAAUGUGCGAACGGGUAUAUGGUGCAUGUUUUGGAUACCCCUGGCCUGGCGGACACUCGAGGGACUGACUUCGACGACGCUCACAAAGCCGCCAUCGCAGAAACUAUCAAGGACCAGAUAGAAACGAUCGAUUGCGUCCUGAUUCUGGCGAAUGGCACGCAAGAACGAUUGCCCAUACCUACCAAAUACGCGAUCACGGUCAUCUCGGGGAUGUUCCCCAGCUCCAUCGUUGACAAUAUGGCCUUCAUCUUUACCAUGGUCGCCAAUUCCCUUCAGUUCAACUUCAAGCGGGACGGCCUUGACGUUGCUGUCCGCAAGACGAAGUUCUGGGCAAUCGACAACCCCCUCGCUGGUUGGGUGAAAUACCAGAAAAGCUUAAACGAUGAGGAGCCGCCCGAGGAUUUUAUUUUGGAAGACAUGCGCGAGACCGUCCACGCAACUUACGCGAAGACCAUGAAAACUUUGAAUAGUUUCUUCAAAUGGGUGGAUGAAAGGAAAGUGCAGCCAGUCAAGGAGAUCAACGAUCUGUACAACAUGUCGAACAAGAUCGAGGCCUCUAUUUCCGACGUCCUUGCUCGUAUCACUCAAACGGAAGCGCAGAAGACAGAGCUCAUCAAACUCCAAAACGAGAUGGAAACCCAGAAGCAAAUCAAGAAGAUCAACGUGAACUACACGACCAUCAUCAACAAGCCUUUCCAUGUCCACGAGGGGACAGGGGAAGUUCACAAUACCCUUUGCUGCGCUUCCGAAUGCUACCACAAUUGCCACGAGAAUUGCAACGUCUCGUUCACCUUGGACCGAGAUAAGCUCGGACGGGAUUGCAAUGCCUUCUGGAAGCAGCGCGUCGGUCCGGACGGCGGCUACAUCUGCGACGAAUGUGGCCAUUCUUCGAAACUCCAUCAGCAUUAUCGCGACAAGUGGGUGGUGAAGGAGAACAUAGAGACGACCGAGGAUAAGAUUGCGAAAGAGAAGUUCCUGGCAGCUAGUUCUGAAGAGGAUCGUAUCUUGGUCAUGAAGCAAAAUAUCGAUGAGAAGCUCAAGAAAUUAGAGAUCAGCAUGGCCGACGACGAAGAUCAGCUUAGUUCUAUUUGUUCGGAAUACAACAAGCUGGCGCUGUCAGGGAGCUUCGUUGGAUAUAUCUCGCAGGCCAUUCUAUUGCUGCAGAUGCACGAGAAGAAGAUGACGGAGGAAGGGGCUCCUGCGGACGCACUCGCUCGAAUGGCAGAACGAAUCAAGUCGUUGCAGAAGAGGCGGGAUGUCGUAGAGCAGGCGAUGAGGGAUAAGAAGGCGAAGAAUGGAGUCGUCGGGUACAUCAAAGACAAACUGAACUCUGCUAAAGAGGCCUUUAUGGGUUGA
Molecule: messenger RNA, 1833 nt
Organism: Pleurotus ostreatus (oyster mushroom)
Lineage: Eukaryota; Fungi; Basidiomycota; Agaricomycetes; Agaricales; Pleurotaceae
Exons: 4
Coding region: 1-1833 (610 amino acids)
Molecular function (GO): GTP binding
Source: RefSeq, a predicted model, not a curated record